CCGCCAGGCGAACUGGAGCUACGUGCUACGUGUUCCUUGCGGCUAUUUGUGAACCUGUCUUUAAACUGUUUAAACUGUUUGUACUUGCAAGCGUGCAGUCAUGAUUGACAUACCGUUCCUGACGCCACUGUUGGACCGGAUUCCUACAUAUAUGGAUUUCGAGGGACAGAAGGCAGCGGAGAAACUAUUUCAAGUGGUCAUUGUUGCCUUUGCGGCGGCUGGACUUGUCUGGGGAUACAUUGUACAGCAGUUCUCCUACACUGUCAUCAGCCUCGGAAUUGGUUUUGUCAUUUCCUGCCUGCUCACACUGCCUCCCUGGCCGGCGUACCGCAAGAAUCCCAUUCCAUGGCAGAAGCCACGGGAGGAAGCCGGUUCCUCGUCGAGCAAGUCCAGCAAGAAAAAGAAAUGAUCAACAAAGGAGCCUUUAAUAAUGUUUAUCCUUUCUCUUUUUUUUUCUUCAUUAAGGCUUUCAUAUUUCGAGCAAGGCUGUGGGUGGUGUUCCUUUUCAAUAAAUUAUCCACAGGCUGCCUUCAGUUCAGGGCACGAAUAAGAAGGCAGCGUUUGGCA
Messenger RNA from Dermacentor silvarum, 567 nucleotides. RefSeq names its product signal peptidase complex subunit 1 (gene Spase12). The coding region runs from base 101 to 409 and encodes 102 amino acids. Gene Ontology annotation, cellular component: endoplasmic reticulum membrane; signal peptidase complex. The transcript is spliced from 4 exons. The record is from RefSeq and is a predicted model, not a curated record. Gene Ontology annotation, biological process: protein targeting to ER. NCBI's taxonomy places the organism in Eukaryota, Metazoa, Arthropoda, Arachnida, Ixodida, Ixodidae.